AUGGAGGUGGAUGGCGAUAGCGAAGAAACGGUGAUCGGCAACAAAGAAGGCUAUCGAGUCUAUCGCGAUGCAGCGUCGUUGCGCCAAAGACGCCGGCGCCUCCUGCUGUCGACCGACAGCGCGUUCGCCGAUGCCGUGCUCCCAUCGCUCAUACAAAACCCAUACAUCGAGCUUCGCCUGAUUACCGACGAACCUUCAGCUCUCUUGACCGGCACAAACAAGAUUCCGCAUUACAUGGACACGGUGGAUAGCCAGACCUUUGAUAAGAAGACAGGAGCACGGAAAUGGCUGAAGGCAAAGACGGCUGAACUCUGCGAGUGGGCCGAUAUGCUCCUGGUCGCUCCCAUUGACGCUGGCGCUCUGGGAUCCAUGUUGGCGGGUUUGACCAACACUUUGACCUUGGCGCUUCUGCGGGGUUGGGUUUCUUCGAAGCCGGUGAUCCUUAUUCCAGGCAUGACGGUAUCAGAAUGGGACCAUCCUUUGAGUACUCGGCAGCUGGAGGAGAUCAACCGAUUCUGGCGGUGGAUUCGCAUCGUCAAGCCGGUGCUAUGGAAGUCCAAUGGACCCGAAGACCUCACACCACUUGCUUGGGAUGGGCUGAGCGAUCUGCACAGAUCGCUGGAGACAUACUUGUGCUUGUCACCAUGGGACGUCUCGAAAGGAAGUGCAGCAUCGGGAAAUGAAUCACAAGCAUCAUCGACCUCAAAACCUAUCGGCCCAUCAAGCAAAGUGACCAGUCUCAAAACCGCCUCCGCUCUUCGCCAUCUACAAACGCACUGGCCCAACCCUGAAGGAAAAGUGCAAUCACUCCCUCUAGAGAUCUGGCUCAAUAUCUUUGAGGACCAACUAGGCGACUGGGAAAUAGCCAAAGCAGUCGGAAUCCCAACCAAUAUCCCCGUCCCGCAAGAAUGGCAGAGCCACUUGCUGAAGAUGUCCACACCCGCUUCCCUCGAAUACACCAUCCUCCGCGGAUCAUCCGCCGCUAUCAAGAAACGCAUCGAGGCGUUACCCAGAUGGAAACCUCUCUCCGACCUCGCUUGCCACCUUAUCGUCAAAUUCUCCCGAACCGAUAUUCUCUCCUACCUUACCGAAAACCACCUCGACCUUCUCUGGACCACCUCUCGCCUCACCAACAUCCCCUAUCGUGCAUCCGCAAUCUACGGUAACCCGACAGUCUUGACCUGGUGGCGUGAUGCCCCUGCACUUCCGAACAAAGAAUACAUGGCCGAUGCGAUGGACGGGGCCUCCCGCGCCGGCUUCAUCCAUGUCCUUGACUGGUGGCUCAACUCUGGUCUUCCAUUACGAUACACCGAACGCGCUCUGGAAUCCGCCAGUGCAGAAGGCCGCGUCGCCGUUCUCGACUGGUGGAAAUCCGCCUCGGCAGAGGCAUCCCCAUACAAACCCCUCCCACUAAAAGUGGGUAAAUCCGUCCUGCUCGCCGCACAAUCCGGCCGCACCGCAUCUCUAGCAUGGUGGGACGCAUCUGGUAUCCCAUACAGCCACGCAGAAAACGUUGCUCGAAUUGCGAGCACCCACGGCCACGUGCACGUUCUCGACUUCUGGUACAGACUGAAAGGUCCCAAGAUGAUCUUCGACAAUCAAGUACUAGUCGGUCCAACAAAGAACGGCCACGAUCAUGUUUUGCAGUGGUGGAAAGAUUGUGGUCUACGCGUUGAGUUCAAGACGUGCGAUAUCGAGGAAGCGCUCGAGGAUGCGGUUUCUGGCGCUGAUGGUCGUGUUCGGAGCUGGUGGGAAUGCAAUGGUCUUAACUUGGGCGUCGGCACACGCGAGUGGAUGAAGCCUAAGGUUCUCUGA
This is a messenger RNA of Penicillium argentinense, 1815 nucleotides long. RefSeq lists its product as uncharacterized. Gene Ontology annotation, cellular component: phosphopantothenoylcysteine decarboxylase complex. Gene Ontology annotation, molecular function: phosphopantothenoylcysteine decarboxylase activity; FMN binding. Gene Ontology annotation, biological process: coenzyme A biosynthetic process. The transcript has a single exon. The record is from RefSeq and is a predicted model, not a curated record. The coding region runs from base 1 to 1815 and encodes 604 amino acids. Lineage: Eukaryota; Fungi; Ascomycota; Eurotiomycetes; Eurotiales; Aspergillaceae.